This is a messenger RNA of Armigeres subalbatus, 1176 nucleotides long. Its product is annotated as solute carrier family 25 member 35-like. The coding region runs from base 179 to 1108 and encodes 309 amino acids. NCBI's taxonomy places the organism in Eukaryota, Metazoa, Arthropoda, Insecta, Diptera, Culicidae. The transcript is spliced from 3 exons. The record is from RefSeq and is a predicted model, not a curated record.
UUGUUCCAUUCCCUUUGCAGCACUGUUCGUCGCAGUACGAGCAGUGUAGUUGUAUCCCAGUAGCUUCGACAACGAAACGAACCAAAUGAUAUAACAUCAGACUUUAGAUUGUGUAUAAUCUUAAUUUUAUAUUUUUUAAGGUUUGUUUCAUAGGUUUAAUUCAUUAAUUGUUUUCGAAAUGGAUGGGACGGAUUUUCUACUUGGAGGUGUCGCAUCGAUGGGAGCUACGCUGUUCACAAAUCCUUUGGAGGUGGUUAAGACACGCAUGCAGCUCCAAGGGGAACUUGCCGCAAAAGGUACCUACGCCAAGCCAUAUAAAAGUAUUUUGGAUGCCUUCCUGACGAUUGCCAAGAACGACGGAUACUGGGCCCUCCAGAAAGGAUUGGCACCAUCCCUUUGCUUCCAGUUUGGGAUCAAUUCGGCCAGGUUGGGGAUCUACAACACGGCAUUCGAGAAUGGAUACACGGUGGCUAAAUCAGGAAAACAGUCCAUUUGGAAAUGUGCCUUUUGGGGCGGUAUCGGUGGAUUCAUAGGAUCGGCGUUGGCAAGUCCAUUCUUCAUGCUUCGAACGCACCUUCAAUCGCAAGCCGUCGCACAAAUAGCCGUUGGAUAUCAGCAUAAGCAUACGGGAAUGUUGAGUGCCCUGAAGGAAAUCUUCCAGCAACACGGAAUCCGAGGCUUAUACAGAGGAGUGUCCGUGACCAUGCCGCGCGCAAUGCUGGGAAGUGGCGGUCAAUUGGCCGGCUAUGGCUAUACGAAGGAUAUGUUACUAAGGUACCCUCUGCAUUCUCAGCAGUCGGAUCGAUUGGUUUCUUUUCUCUCUGGGAUCGCCGGAGGAACUGUUAUGGCUAUCACGAUGACUCCACCAGAUGUGGUGGCCACUCGUUUGUACAAUCAAGGGGUCGAUGCAAAGGGAAAGGGUCUCUAUUACAAAGGGGUGGUCGACUGCUUCUUCAAAAUUCUCAAAACCGAAGGAGUGGCAGGGCUAUACAAAGGCUUCUGGCCUCAUUAUAUGAGGAUUGGGCCACACUCAAUGCUGGUGCUAGUAUUUUUUGAUGAAUUAAAAGCUAUUAGGAAGAGGUACUACCGAAGGAAAGAAACACUGUGAUAAUUGUUGCUUGUUUUUAUUAUUGUUACCGAGCAGUCUUUAAACGUCAAUAAAUCUCCACUAACGAA